Molecule: messenger RNA, 1026 nt
Organism: Microthlaspi erraticum
Lineage: Eukaryota; Viridiplantae; Streptophyta; Magnoliopsida; Brassicales; Brassicaceae
Source: the annotation of a GenBank genome assembly
AUGGAUAGCAUGAGUGAGGCAUUUGAUCAAAUGCAAAUGGUCAAGGAUGUUCUAGCCAACAGUGAUAAAGUUUCAGAGGUCCUACAAGAGUCUACUCAUCAGUUCAACCUGCUUACUUCACCCACCUUCCUACCAAAGGUCAAGGAUCAAGGGAAAUUCACUCUCCCUUGCACACUUGGGCAUCUUGAGAUUGACAAUGCCUUAGUGGAUUCUGGAGCAAGCAUCAAUCUGAUCUCUCUCUCCAUGGCAGAGAAGCUAGGCAUUGCUGGAGCCUUGCAGCGCCCUACUACUUCAAUCAUGUUUGGAGAUGCAACUUCUAAGUCUCCUCUUGGAGUGUUCAAGAACUAUCACUUGAAAAUUGGAGAAUGCAUCAUCCAAACUGAUCUCACUGUGAUGGAAAUGGAAGAAGAGAAGGAUUUGCCUCUGUUAUUGGGAACCCCUUUCCUUAGUACAGUUGGCGCUUCAAUAGACUUUCACAAGCAAGAAGUGAUCCUUCACAAGGUGAAUAGUUUGGUGUCAUAUCGCUUGCAGCCUAGAGGGUUGACAAGGAACCAAGAGUUGGGAAGGAUAAGGAUGAGAGAGGACCAAGGAUUGAGAAGCCACGUCUUGAGAGGGCUAGAGUUGAGAAACCACGAUCUGAUAGGCCAAGAGCUGAGACUUGUUCAAGCCCCUUGUGUGCUUGAUGAAGAGAGCCUUCAAGCUUUGUUUGAUGAGCCACUAGGAAGGGCUCUAAAAGAAGGGGAGGAUGCAGCCUCUAAGGCAAGACCAGGAGAUAAAAGAAAAGAUCCACCAGCUCAGGCCCCUUCAGUCAAGCCAUCUCAGCUCACAAUGACUUUGUUCCCCACCAAGUUUGAAAAUGGGAAGAUUGAGUACAAGAUAAGGUACAAGGGGAGAUCAAGGCCAUUCUCUAGAGCCAAGGCCUUGGUGACUUCAGAACAGUCCAGGGACCCAACCAAGCUAAAGGAGCUUCUGUCUCAAGUCCUCACUAUCACCCUUGAUGGUGGGACUAGCUCAACCAAUGCCUAA